This is a messenger RNA of Colletotrichum destructivum, 1111 nucleotides long. RefSeq lists its product as uncharacterized. The record is from RefSeq and is a predicted model, not a curated record. NCBI's taxonomy places the organism in Eukaryota, Fungi, Ascomycota, Sordariomycetes, Glomerellales, Glomerellaceae. The coding region runs from base 203 to 880 and encodes 225 amino acids. The transcript is spliced from 2 exons.
CCCUGUUCGCUUCAAUAUUCUUCAGACGUCGCCUAUACUUAACAGAAAGACUCGACCACAGAGAGACCGAAGUCCAUCAACAAUCUGAGAAACCGCCGAUGCCCAACUCCCUAUUCCAGUUUACAGCUCGAGCCUCAGAUUGGUGGAACAUCUUUCCGACCAGAGCGAAAAACAGCAGAUCUAAUUUCCCAUCGAUUCCGGAAUGCAGUACAUCAAGUCGGCCGCAUCGGCGCGCGACCAGGGCUACUUGGAUGUUGCAGCAUCAGCCAGUGACGCGGAAAACGGAAAGAAAGGGAUGACUAUGCAGCAAGACCGCCGACGCCCAUGGUUCACUUUGAGCUUUCUGAUUUCGACCGGCCUCAUCACUGCCCUGCUGCUUCUUCUUGUCGUGCUGCAGACGGACCACACCUCGAAAGAGGUCGUAUCUUGGCCUGAGUUCCAAGGCGGCUCCCGUGUCGUCGCAGACUGCGGCUACUCCCCGGAGGAAGCAAAGGCCAAGGGUUGUGUCUGGGAUCUCAUGAGCUUCGGCUGGACGCAUCCGGCAUGCUACAACAAAGCCGAGUCUGAGAAGUGGCUCAACGAUUUUGGCCCGUGGAAGUGGUACCUGGAUCUCAACGCAACCCAGGAAGUGGCGGAAAAGGACCUCCCGUACACGGAGCUGGUGUACGCCGAGCAAGGUUACCAUGUGCAGCACUGUCUGUACGUGCUGAAGCUUCUUCACCUGGCAGCAAUGACGGGCCAUCCUGUCACCGAUGAGGCUAUUCCUCUGGCACAUACCGGUCACUGCACGAAGAUGAUAUCCGACCCCGCCUAUUUGGACUUCAAACAUAUAAACACAAAGGUGGACUUGCUGUUGGCCAGAUGUGUUACUUUAGACUAAACCGGCAGCAUGGGUUGACCUUCGACUGGGCGUAUGUUGUAAGAACCAACGCAAUAUCUACUCUUCAGCCGCUCGUUUGAGCGGGCUGGCUUUGAUCUUUUCUUACUUCCACUUUCAAGCCUGUUUGCAGAUGGUUCUGAUAUCUUGGUGCCAAAUUGUGGUUACGAAAGCUCCAAACAAAGGGAACUCUUCGGUGACACAUCGUAGCUAGAAUAGGGAGUUCAAACACAC